Molecule: messenger RNA, 1159 nt
Organism: Fukomys damarensis (Damara mole-rat)
Lineage: Eukaryota; Metazoa; Chordata; Mammalia; Rodentia; Bathyergidae
Gene: Hagh
Product: hydroxyacylglutathione hydrolase
Exons: 9
Coding region: 175-957 (260 amino acids)
Biological process (GO): glutathione metabolic process
Cellular component (GO): mitochondrion
Molecular function (GO): hydroxyacylglutathione hydrolase activity
Source: RefSeq, a predicted model, not a curated record
GCUUUUCCAUCAGGAGCCAGGCAGAGGGUCCAUGCAGGCCUGGCCUGCAUCCCAGGGAGCCCCCACCCAGCUCGGUGUUUGGUGGUGCCAUCUGCCCAGAGAGGUCCAGCCCUCCUGGGAACCCUUCUGCAUCACACAAGUUUAAGGAAGUGUGUGACCGUGAAACAAGGCACCAUGAAGAUCGAGCUACUACCUGCCCUGACUGACAACUACAUGUACCUGCUUAUCGAUGAGGAUACCCAGGAGGCUGCCAUUGUGGACCCAGUGCAACCCCAGAAGGUUGUAGAAACAGCGAGGAAGCUUGGCGUUAAGCUGACCACAGUGCUCACAACCCACCACCACUGGGACCAUGCUGGCGGGAAUGAGAAGCUGGUCAAGCUGGAGCCGGGGCUAAAGGUGUAUGGUGGUGAUGACCGAAUCGGGGCCUUGACUCACAAAGUCACCCAUCUGUCUACACUGCAGGUGGGUUCUCUCAACAUCAAAUGCCUGUCAACACCGUGCCAUACUUCAGGACACAUCUGUUACUUUGUGAGCAAGCCUGGUGGUUCAGAGCCCCCUGCUGUGUUCACAGGUGACACCCUGUUUGUGGCUGGCUGUGGGAAGUUCUUCGAAGGGACUGCGGAUGAGAUGUACAAGGCACUGCUCCUGGUCUUGGGUCGGCUCCCUCCAGAGACGAGAGUCUACUGUGGCCACGAGUACACCAUCAACAACCUCAAGUUUGCACGUCACGUGGAACCCAGCAACACUGCCAUUCAGGAGAAACUUGCCUGGGCUAAGGAGAAGUAUGCCAGUGGGGAGCCCACGGUGCCAUCCACACUUGCAGAGGAGUUCACUUACAACCCCUUCAUGCGCGUGAGGGAGAAGUCGGUGCAGCAGCAUGCAGGUGAGGUGGACCCUGUGACCACCAUGCGCGCCAUCCGCAGGGAAAAGGACCAAUUCAAGGUGCCGCGGGACUGAGGGGGCCGCCCCCAAAUCUACCACCUCCAGGCACUUUUAGGGAGUGGGAUCCCCAUACCAAAAAAAAAAGACUGUCCUGCUGGUCAUGCAAGAAAUCCAGUCUUGGUUUAAUUUUAAAUUAAUUUCAGAGCUCUUACCUGUGUAUCAAAUGUUCUAAUGCAUAUUUAUAAGAGAAAAAGUUUAAAUGUAUUUAUUCCCAUAA